GAGAGAGAGAGAGAGAGAGAGAGAGGAUGUUGUGUUAUUCGAACUGCGCCAACGCGUGCUCCAUAUAAUGCGGACAAUCCGUUUCACUUUCUGGCCUAAAUACUGGCACUACUCUCUUUCUCUCCCUCUCUCUCUUCGAUAGGAAAGCCGAUUAAGUUUGUCGCCGGCGAAACUGCCCACAACCGUCCGGGAGAGAGCGUCAUGGAGAAGAGACUUAGCGGCAGUGAUGCGGGAAGCGUCGGGAAUGCGGCCGAACCUUACCAUGGUACCGGGAGGGAGUUCCCGGCUCCGGUGGCCGUACACGAUGGCGACGAGUACGACGACCAGGCGUCGUGGAGGCUCAAUGCUAGAGAGUUUAGUUUGCCCGAGCGUCGUCACCCCGAUCGUCUCUCUUCUCUCGGUUUCCGGUGCAUUCCAAGGAAACAACACAAGGUUGCAGAAUACUACAAAAAGCAAGAAAGGCUUCUUGAAGGCUUCAAUGAGAUGGAGACUAUACAUGAAUUAGGUAGUGUGCCUGGAAAUCCAACAGAGGAUGAAAUGAAGCAGCUUGCCAGGAGUGAGAGAAUGGCCAUAAACAUCUCAAACGCAGCUAAUUUGUUUCUUUUCAUGGCAAAAGUAUAUGCUUCCCUUGAGAGCAGAUCAUUGGCUGUUAUUGCUUCAACCCUGGAUUCUCUAUUAGAUCUCUUAUCAGGAUUUAUUCUGUGGUUCACUUCCCAUGCCAUGAAAAGGCCAAACCAGUUUUACUAUCCAAUUGGAAAGAAGCGGAUGCAACCAGUGGGAAUUAUUGUUUUUGCAUCAGUAAUGGCAACUCUUGGAUUGCAAAUAUUGCUUGAAUCAAUUCGGCAGCUUAUAUCACAUUCUGGACCCAGCAUGAAUGCUGAGCAGGAAAAAUGGAUGAUUGCGAUCAUGGUUUCUGUCACUGUGGUGAAAUUCAUGCUCAUGGUCUAUUGCCGCAGGUUCAAAAAUGAAAUUGUUAGAGCUUAUGCUCAAGACCAUUUAUUUGAUGUCAUCACCAACUCUGUGGGAUUAGUAACAGCUGUCCUUGCGGUGAAAUAUUCCUGGUGGAUCGAUCCUACAGGUGCUAUAAUUAUUGCACUGUAUACAAUGGGCACGUGGGCGAAGACCGUUGUUGAGAAUGUACAGUCGCUGAUUGGAAGAACAGCUCCACCAGAUUUCCUGGCAAAACUGACAUAUCUCAUAUGGAACCACCAUGAAAUGAUCAAGCACAUUGACACGGUCAGGGCAUACACAAUUGGCUGUCAUUACUUCGUGGAGGUCGACAUAGUCCUGCCGGAGGACAUGAUGUUGAUCCAAGCUCAUGACAUUGGCGAAGCUCUGCAAGAGAAGCUCGAGCAACUGCCAGAAGUCGAGCGAGCUUUUGUGCAUAUAGAUUUUGAGUUCUCGCAUAGGCCAGAGCAUAAGAGCAAGGUAUGAUGCCAUUGACAUUGUCAUGAAAGUUCAGUUCCGAUGUCCGGACCUGUUUAACAUGCUGCGCUCUUCAGCUUGGACUUUAAUGAUACCUGUUUAAUCAAUUUUGCUUUUGAUGCUCCUUAUUUUCUGCUAAUAUCCAAGUUUAUUCAUUUGAGCUGUUAUUAAUAAGAUAAACCACACUGGGUGGUUUCUUUUUGGUC
Molecule: messenger RNA, 1631 nt
Organism: Diospyros lotus (date-plum)
Lineage: Eukaryota; Viridiplantae; Streptophyta; Magnoliopsida; Ericales; Ebenaceae
Product: metal tolerance protein 10-like
Exons: 6
Coding region: 202-1434 (410 amino acids)
Biological process (GO): transmembrane transport; monoatomic cation transport
Cellular component (GO): membrane
Molecular function (GO): monoatomic cation transmembrane transporter activity
Source: RefSeq, a predicted model, not a curated record